AUGCCAUCACGUAAACUUCAACGAGAUUCAUUGUCUCCACGAUGUUUUGCACUGAAGUCUUUAAGUGAGCUGCGGGAAUGGAAGGCAACACCUGAAGACAUUUACAAUAUUCCAAACAUUGCUUUGCAACCACGCAGGCAGAUAGCGCAACGUCCAAAGUUGUUGAUAAUACAUGAUAUGGCAGGAGGAUAUACUGAGGACAAAUAUAUACAGGGGAAUAACUAUCAAGAAAUCUAUAAUUUCCAGCACUGGCAUCUCGUUGAUUGCUUCGUAUAUUUCGCUCAUGAACGUGUUUGUAUACCACCAGUCAACUGGUCUAACAUCUGCCAUAGAAACGGCGUGCCUUGUUUAGGAACCUUCAUAAUUGAAGGAAAGAACCUGAUGCAUGAAAUGGAAACACUGCUUAGCGGAAACCCUUUGGAGGACGAUAAUAAUGCCGAUCCUUUAGAGAUAUGA
This is a messenger RNA of Mycotypha africana, 456 nucleotides long. RefSeq names its product glycosyl hydrolase family 85-domain-containing protein. The record is from RefSeq and is a predicted model, not a curated record. The transcript is spliced from 2 exons. NCBI's taxonomy places the organism in Eukaryota, Fungi, Mucoromycota, Mucoromycetes, Mucorales, Mycotyphaceae. Gene Ontology annotation, cellular component: cytoplasm. Bases 1 to 456 code for a protein of 151 amino acids. Gene Ontology annotation, molecular function: mannosyl-glycoprotein endo-beta-N-acetylglucosaminidase activity. Gene Ontology annotation, biological process: protein deglycosylation.